AUGGUUAACGAGACGACCGACGAGAAAUCCUCGAGGGUACUCUCGUCUCCAUCCAGCUCGUCCAACCGGAGUACACCUCCCACCACGGCCGACCCGGAGAAGAAGGACCGGUCCGAGAGACGCGGAAGCCAAGGACGCCUAGUCACCAGCCACGGCCCCGGGGAAGAAGUCGAGGGCGUUCCCCACCACCACCAUAAGCCCAGUCUGAGCUCGGCCCCGGCCCCGCUGCCGCAGUACACGGACGAUGGCAAGCGCAUAAUCAGCGAGGAUGAGUGUGAGGGCAUUCUGGGCUACGCCUGGCCGACGUGGAAGAAGUGGAUGCUUCUCACGUCCAUCGUUCUGGUGCAGAUCUCGAUGAACUUCAACACGAGCGUGUACCCCAACGUCGUGACGCCCCUGACCGAGGCUUUCGGCGUCAGCGAGACCAUGGCCCGCCUGGGACAGUGCCUCUUCCUCAUUCUGUACGCCUUCGGGUGCGAGCUCUGGGCCCCCUGGAGCGAGGAGUUUGGCCGGUGGAGGGUCCUGCAGAUCUCGCUCUUCUUCGUCAACGUCUGGCAGAUCCUCGCCGCCCUGGCCCCCAACAUCGGCACCAUCCUCGUCGCCCGGUCCCUGGGCGGUCUCAGCUCCGCCGGCGGCAGCGUGACCCUUGGCAUGGUGGCCGACCUGUACGGCCCCGACGACCAGCAGUGGGCCGUGGCCUACGUCGUCAUGUCUUCCGUCGUGGGCACCUCCAUCGGUCCCGUGGUCGGCGGCCCCAUUCAGAAGUUCCUCUCGUGGCACUGGAACUUUUGGAUCCAGCUCAUCUUUGGCCUGACCGUCCAGGCCAUCCACCUGUUCAUGCCAGAGUCCCGGUCUACCAUAAUCAUGGACCGCGAGGCCAAGCGCCGCCGCAGUUCGGGCGAGGAGGACAACGUCUACGGUCCCAACGAGGUCAAGAGGCCGCGCAUCUCCCUCCACGAGUUCGGCAUCACCUGGAUCAGGCCCUUUGAGAUGUUCCUCCGCGAGCCCAUCGUCCUCAGCUGCUCCCUGCUCUCCGGCUUCUCCGACGCCCUCAUCUUCACCUUCCAGGAGGGCUACAAGCCCGUCUACCAGAAGUGGGGGUUCGGCGUCCUCCAAAUCGCCUGGGCCUUCAUCCCCAUCAACAUCGGCUACGCAGUCGCCUACGCCUCCUACGUCCCCUGGAUCCGCCGUGACCAGCACAGGAUCAGGACCGCGGGCGCUGACAGCAUGGCCCCCGAGUUCAGACUCAAGUGGCUUCUGUGGCUCGCCCCGCUCGAGACAAUCGGUCUGUUCGGCUUCGCCUGGACCUCCAUGGGUCCCCCCGAGUCCCACUGGAUCGGCCCCAUGGUCUUCUCUUUCCUCAUCGCCGUCGCCAAUUACGCCAUCUACAUGUCCACCAUUGACUACAUGAUUGCUGCCUACGGCGUCUACUCUGCCAGCGCCACUGGCGGCAACGGCUUCGCCCGAGACUUCCUGGCCGGUAUCUCGUCCCUGUACGCCACCCCUCUCUACGGCAGCUGGGCCGGGGACAUGACGACCCAAUACGCCAGUACCAUCCUGGGCUGCAUCGCCGCCGUCGUCCUUGUCCCCGUCUACGUCAUCUACUGGAAGGGUCCCGAGAUUCGCAUCAGGUCCAAGUUUGCCGAGUCUCUCGACGCUGAGCGUAAGGAUAAGGAGAGAAGGCGGUCUUCCGCUGCUCCUGUGAUACCUCAGGUGUAG
This is a messenger RNA of Geosmithia morbida, 1719 nucleotides long. RefSeq names its product Major Facilitator Superfamily. The coding region runs from base 1 to 1719 and encodes 572 amino acids. Lineage: Eukaryota; Fungi; Ascomycota; Sordariomycetes; Hypocreales; Bionectriaceae. The transcript has 2 exons. Gene Ontology annotation, molecular function: transmembrane transporter activity. Gene Ontology annotation, biological process: transmembrane transport. The record is from RefSeq and is a predicted model, not a curated record.